AGCCUCUUGCUGUGACGUUGCUGUGCUGUUUAAAGCAAGGAUUUCCUCCUCCCUUCUGCUCCUCCCCUUAGCUGAUUGUCUACAGGGCAGAAGAGGGCACCAGAUUGAACUGCAGGUGGUUGUGAGCCACCAUGUGGUUGCUAGGAAUUGAACUCAGGACCUUUGGAAGGGCUUCAGUGCUCUUAACCGCUGAGCCAUCUCUCCAGCCCAUGAAUAAACUUUUUUAAGCCAGCAUAUCUAAUCUCCACAUCUUUCUCAUCUUCACUUCUAGCUCCCCUCUGGGUUAUCCCUCCCACUACCCCAAGGCCCUGCAUGAUAGGGACUGUCUCUAAUUCCUACAGCCUCUGUCGUCUCUUGUGGGGAACACAUCAAGUCCCUCUGCACCCCUACUCCCAUCAUUCUAAUCUAUACUUCUCAAGCACCACUUUGUGCUGGGCACUGAGCAGGGAGCUGAGGGCCCUGUGGCCCCUGCCCUGGUGGCACUCCCACUUUAAGAGGUCUGAUUGAUAGACCAAUGACAUAAGCAAGAGAAUCCCUCGUGUCAGUGGUGGUGAGAAUAAAGGCAAGUGACCCAGAGUGAGGGGCAGCAUUUGCUGUCUUGAAAGGACCCAGGAAGGACCUAGGUAAACAAAGUCCAGUGGGACGUCUACUAGGGAGCCAGGCAAGUGGGAAACUUGGAGGUGGCGGCUGAGGCUCAGGGCAGGCAGGUGUUUGGUGUGGAGUCUAGAGGAGGGCAGAUGGCCUGGGCUGUGGCGAGGUGUUUGAAUUCUGUUCCACUGCCAAGGAAAGUCACUGGAGGCUUAAAGUACAAGGGUGGCACCAUCCCGUCUAUGCUUUUAAAAGAUCCGGCUAGCCGCUGUGUCCCCCCAGCAGGCUCACUACGAAAUCUCCGGAGUCUGACACUGCUCUGACCCCCACUGGAUGCUCCAAAUCACACGGAAGAGUGUGCUGACUUCUGUAAGACGUGGGUGAUAGACACUUCUUUCUAUGCUUGUAGUUUCUGACCCCAAGAGACAGACAAAGGCAAUAUGUCUACAAAGACAAGAUCACGAUUUAGGCUACCUGCCUUCGGGACCAGCUUCCGAAGAACCUUCAGGCAAAGGUUCUGUUUCUGGCACCACAAAAGAUGCACAGUGGCCCCGUCCACCUACAGCCAGGGUUGGGAGGAUACUGAAAAAACGGAGGUGGAGCCCGCAGGCAAACACCAGAGCCCCGCCGGCAGUUCGGGAGCAACCCUGUCCAGUAAUUCUAUCCACCAGUACCACCGCCAAUGCUCAACGGCCCCUCCCGGCCAGGUCCAGGGUCCUGAGGAUGCUGCAACCCCAGAGGCAGGACCUGAGGGAAAAGUCCAGUGCCCCGUUAGCAGACACAGCUUAACAUCGAACAAAAAGGAGAUUGGCCGGUCGUGGGCCAAAGGUGGAGCCUGUUUCCUGCGAUGGGGCCUCGGAGACACAGCCAAAGCCAGAGAAACAGCAGCUGGGGGCGAUGGCCGCUCCAAGCCCUGAGCCCCACGAGUUUCCCUCAUAUCAUAGGACCAGCUUCCAGUCUUUCCCAUCCCAAGCUCUGGAGACAGCAGCCUCCGGACUGCUGAGGGCACGGACAGCAUGAAGGCCCCGGGUCGCCUUCUCCUCCUCUCCUUGUGCGCCUUGACCCUGUCCGCCGUCUACAUCUGCCUGUGCUGUUGGGCCUGCAUGCCCCUCUGCCUGGCUACCUGCCUGGACCCCCACCUCCCUUUGGCACCCAGACCCACAGAGCCCGGGCCCCUGCACUUCAGCGGCUACAGCAGCGUGCCAGAUGGGAAGCCCCUUGUCCGGGAGCUCUGCCGCAGCUGUGCAGUGGUGUCCAGCUCUGGCCAGAUGCUGGGUUCAGGCCUGGGUGCCCAGAUCGAUGGUGCUGAGUGUGUGCUACGCAUGAACCAGGCGCCUACUCUGGGCUUUGAGGAGGACGUGGGCCAGCGCAGCACCUUGCGAGUGAUCUCGCACACAAGUGUGCCACUGCUUCUGCGAAACUACUCACACUAUUUCCAGCAGGCUCAAGACACGCUCUAUGUGGUGUGGGGCCAGGGCAGGCACAUGGACCGGAUGCUGGGCGGCCGCACCUACCGCACAUUGCUGCAGCUCACCAGAAUGUACCCAGGCCUGCAGGUGUACACCUUCACUGAACGCAUGAUGGCCUACUGUGACCAGAUCUUCCAGGAGGAGACUGGCAAGAACCGGAGGCAGUCAGGCUCCUUCCUCAGCACUGGUUGGUUCACCAUGAUCCUGGCCCUGGAGCUGUGUGAGGAGAUCGUGGUCUACGGGAUGGUCAGUGACAGCUAUUGCAGUGAGAAGAGCCCCCCCUCCGUGCCUUACCACUACUUCGAGAAGGGCCGGCUGGACGAGUGUCAGAUGUACCUUUUGCAUGAGCAGGCACCACGGAGCGCCCAUCGCUUCAUUACUGAGAAGGCCGUGUUCUCCCGCUGGGCCAAGAAAAGGCCCAUCGUGUUCGCCCACCCAUCCUGGAGGGCCAAGUAGUUCCUGCUGCCGGGCCUGCAACUCAUUCCAAGCCACCACACUCCACCAUGACAUGUUUUAUGACUCUCACCUUCUGCCUGAUUCCAGGUGGUACCUGAGAUCUCUGUUACCCCACACAGGGUACAUUUGGAGAAAUCUCGGGCCUUGUGACUUGAAGGGGAGUGAAGAGGGCGUGUUUAUACCACCCCUGCCCCCUGGCAAAUCCACAUCUUCGUCUUGGGGUUCCAUCCCACCUCCAAGUUGUUCAAGUGGCCUUUGCCCUGGGGCCAGCGGCCCCCUCACCAGCAUCGAGACGUUGCGCCAGUGUUGUCGUUUCCUCUACCUACCCUAGCCACAGGGUGCCACAUUCUCGGGCUGGCGGCCCUGGUUGGUGCAUCCUGGAACCUAGGAUUUGAUGGGCACAAGGGCCUUUGAGCAUCUGCCUCCCAGGACUGUCUCAGGAGCGCGCCAGUAAACGUGCAUUUUCUGGACACUGUUUCUAGUAUGGUAACAGAUGUGGGAUGGGGGUUAGGACACAGGCCUGCAGCCUGUUCGCCAGAGGGCAGACGUCCCUCCAGCCCUUCCCAAGGUCCAUGGUGGUCUGCUCUUCCUGCCCCCACACCUCCUGGCCAGAUCUGACCACAAGACUAUGCUGGCCCAGGAAAGCUUCCAGUCCUCAGCGGGCACAGAACUCAAUGUUGCUUUCCCGUCCCGCCGUGGGUCAGAUUCUGAAACCUUUGCCAGUCAAACUGCCUGUUAGCUCUGGGACAGAGAGGCAGAGUGCAGCUCCAAGCCGGUGCUGUGUGGAAGGCCAUGGUCUCAGGGCCAGCCCUUUCUCUGAACUCUGCACAGCCACCACCCUGCUGCUAAUGAGGGCGUGACGCAGGGAGCAGGUGCUAGUUACCGAUGCAGUAGCCCAGGCUAGCUUUGGUGAGGCCUGAGAGCUCACUACCUCUGCCUCCUUCCCCCUUUGGACAACUGAGAAAUGGACCCCUAGGAUUUAGCUCUUGGCUCCAGAGCUCAAGACCUCCUGGGUAUGACCUGUGUAGUCCCCAGAGUCCUGUGCUUCCUUUAAUCUCUCCUGCUACAAACUUGAAACUCUUUGAAUGUUAAGUUUUGGUUUUUAACAAGGAACCUCUCACUUA
Molecule: messenger RNA, 3637 nt
Organism: Mesocricetus auratus (golden hamster)
Lineage: Eukaryota; Metazoa; Chordata; Mammalia; Rodentia; Cricetidae
Gene: St6galnac4
Product: ST6 N-acetylgalactosaminide alpha-2,6-sialyltransferase 4
Exons: 6
Coding region: 1605-2513 (302 amino acids)
Biological process (GO): ganglioside biosynthetic process; oligosaccharide metabolic process
Molecular function (GO): alpha-N-acetylgalactosaminide alpha-2,6-sialyltransferase activity
Source: RefSeq, a predicted model, not a curated record